Molecule: messenger RNA, 1600 nt
Organism: Microtus oregoni (creeping vole)
Lineage: Eukaryota; Metazoa; Chordata; Mammalia; Rodentia; Cricetidae
Gene: Ankrd66
Product: ankyrin repeat domain 66
Exons: 3
Coding region: 98-718 (206 amino acids)
Molecular function (GO): protein binding
Source: RefSeq, a predicted model, not a curated record
CACACAAGUUUAUAUAUGCAAAUCCACAAAACAGGAAAGCAGAAACCUGUUUCUGAGGCAGAAAUCCAGGGAGCCCUUGCUAGGGGUGAAGGGCUGUAUGGGAGCCCCUAAAUGGCCUGUAUCUCAGGCAGAUUCUGACAUGGAAUUGUCGAAAAUGUCAGACAUGACAAAGCUCCAUCAGGCCGUGGCAGCAGGCGACUACAUUUCAGUGAAGAAGAUUUUGAAGAAAGGUCUCUGUGACCCAAACUACAAGGAUGCGGACUGGAGCGACAGGACGCCACUCCACUGGGCGGCGAUCAGAGGCCAAAUGGAGGUGCUACAUCUCCUGAUACAAUAUGGAGCCAGACCCUGCUUGGUAACCGACGUGGGCUGGACCGCAGCUCACUUUGCGGCUGAGUCCGGCCAUCUGAACGUCCUCAAGACUCUGCACGCACUGCCUGCUGCCAUUGAUGCUGCCGACUUCUUCGGAGAUACACCCAAGAGGAUCGCGCAGAUCUACGGGCAGAAAGCCUGUGUGGACUUCCUGGAGAAAGCAGAACCAGAAUGCCGGGACCACCGCCAGAGAGGCCUGUUGCUCGAUGAACAGGACCCAGAUUGGGACCUCAAGAAAAAGGAGCUGGAGCUGUCUCUUCCCGCCCCGGAUCCAAACACCAACAGAAAGAAUAAGAAAAUCCGAGGCUCCACCAAGCUCAGCCAUUCCAAGGCCUGGAGGUUAUGAGAAGGGAAGCCUGGGGACAGACUCAGGCAGACCUAGGACCCAGCACGGAGCCAGAGUUGUUGCUAGGCUUCCUCGUCUUCACGGGAUUUGUCUUCACUGGAUUUGACCCAGUCACCCUUACCCAGGCUUCUACAGAAAGUCACAGCAAACCAUUCAGUUGGAAAGUCUUUCUGCAGUGUUCUAUCAGAGCCAAUGUCUCAGUGGCAACCCAGAAGUUUGACCCUGAGUGGACCUAGCAGCCUGCAGCCUACAGCCAACAGCUGCUUGCAUUUUGUUUAAGUGGAGUUUCAGCAUGCCCCGCCCCUUACCUACUGACAUCCCACAUAGUUACAGAAUGUUCAAGAUCAAAGAAAGAGCUCUUCCAAUGUAAUUGAUUAGUCUGGGGCAGAAAAAAAAAAAGUGAAAUUAAAAACAAAACAAAACUCUUUAAAACUUCCCAGUAUGAUGAAUUCAAUUCAUGAGUAAAAUUAUUUUUGGUCACAAAGACUAAGUAAAAGCAAACGCUCUCACAAUGUUUAGCAUUUUUUUUCUUUUUUUCUUUGUGGGAGCCCACAGUGCCAGCAUUGGCAAAUUUCCCUAUCAUCCACCCACCUAGGAGCAAUGGUAUGUGCGUGCGAUGGACCCACUUGGUGUGAGACAACUGGAAAGCCUGGCAUGAAGGGACUCUGCCCCACCUAACUGAGCAUGGGCAGAAAAUGACGAAACAUGGCUUUGUUGGUCUAGUUUUCCAGUUGUAGAAUUCACAAAAGUUAGACCAGGUAUUUCCACGAAAUGUAUAGCAUCUAUCGAAGUUUUGAAGACAGCACAAGAAAAAGUUAAUUGCCUUGUUAUCAGCUUUUAAUAUUGAUUUGCUGAAAUAUGUCAGAUGUUUUAAUGCCGAGU